Molecule: messenger RNA, 1856 nt
Organism: Oreochromis aureus
Lineage: Eukaryota; Metazoa; Chordata; Actinopteri; Cichliformes; Cichlidae
Product: high affinity immunoglobulin gamma Fc receptor I-like
Exons: 9
Coding region: 27-1145 (372 amino acids)
Biological process (GO): cell surface receptor signaling pathway
Molecular function (GO): transmembrane signaling receptor activity
Source: RefSeq, a predicted model, not a curated record
UCAGCAUUCGACUUUUUUUGGUCUUCAUGGUCAUACAAGCUGGCUGCAGUAACUUUACUGGUGCAAUUUUUCCUCACAUUGUUCCAAACAGACUUCAGUUCUUUGAAUAUGAGUCUGUCUCUGUACAUUGUGAGGUAGAUAACAACAUCACUGAAUGGAGGGUGAAGUGGAAAUCCCAUAAAAUAAAGAACGCUUCCCACACAUCAACAUCACCCUGCAAAAUUUAUCCCAUCUUUGAAAGUCACAGUGGAGAAUACUGGUGUGAAAAUGAAGAUGGAAUAAAAAGUGAGGCCCUGAACAUCACUAUUACUGCUGGUUUUGUAAUCUUGGAAACCCCGACCCACCCUGUGAUGGAGGGAAAUGAGGUGAUCCUUAACUGUAAAAACAAGAAAACUCAGUCAGAACACAUAACUGACUUCUACAAAGAUGGUGUUUCUCUCGGGACCUGGAAUCAAAGCAGCAUGACCAUCAAAAAUGUCUCCAAGUCUGAUGAAGGACUCUACAAGUGCAGCAUUGAUGGAGCAGGAGAAUCACCUGAGAGCUGGUUAGCUGUUAUAAAACAAAGUAAAGCUGGUUUUGUAAUCUUGGAAAUCCCGACCCACCCUGUGAAGGAGGGAAAUGAAGUGAACCUUAAUUGUAAAAACAAGGAAACUCAGUCAGAACACAUAACUGAAUUCUACAAAGAUGGCGUCUCUAUCGGGACCUGGAAUCAAAGCAGCAUGACCAUCAAAAAUGUCUCCAAGUCUGAUGAAGGACUCUACAAGUGCAGCAUUGAUGGAGCUGGAGAAUCACAUGAGAGCUGGUUAGCUGUUAUAAAACAACAUCAUCCAGCACCUUACAAUAAGACUGAUCUUUCACAUGAAGUCCCUAAAAUAUCACAUGAUGAAUUCCCUAAAACACUCAUUCUGCUGUGGACCGUUAUCUGUGUUUUACUGGUGGAUCUGUUGUUGUUGUUGGUGGGCCUGCUUCUUCAAAACAAAUAUAAAGUAUCAGCCUGUUUUUCAUCAGCACAAGGUUCACACUCAUGUGAAGACAACACAGUCUUGCAGGAGGAGUACACUCAAGUGUCAUAUACCAGUGUACAGAAAGAACUGAAAGUGUCCAGAGAACACAUCGAGACUGUGAUAUAUUCUUCAGUGAAUUGAGGCUCAUGCAUCCAUCCAUCACAUCGCAUGCUCAUCAAUUUAGGGUCACGGAGGCUGGAGCCUAUUCUUGUGUCAUCGGCCGGGAGGUGGGGAACACCUGGACAGGUCACCAGUCUGUUGCAGAGUUAACACAGAGUCAGAAAACCAUUCACACUCACAUUGACACCUGUGGGGAAUUUAGAAACAUCAAUUAACCUACUGACUGACUGAGGCCGUUACAUUUUUUUUAUUUGCUGAACUUUCCUUUGCUGGACUACUAAACAUUGACAGUUAUUCUCCUGUAAAUAUAGCUUUCUUCUUUUCUUGUGUGUGUGUUUUUUUUUUCUUUUCUUUUCUUUGACACGACUUAAUUGACUUUUGACAGUGACGGUACAAAUAGCAGUGGUGAAGGCAUGUGCAGAAGAUAGGAUGAACUAAACUGGGAAAACUAACAGAAACAGACCUGAAACAGAGAUGCAGGGAAAUACACAGGAUGACAGAGGGAAAUAACAGAGACGAACCAGCAACGCACACAAGAAAAAACAUGAAAACACUGAGUCACCAACCCAGGACCAUGAAAGUUUUUUUCUUUUAAUUUUUUUUUCUUUAAAAUGGCACAUUUACAUUCUUCUGUACGUAUUUUAAAAUUCAUAUUGUCUACUUUUGUAAUUUUUAAACUGUCAGCUUUUCUGUUUUUUUUCUGAAAUCACUGUAAUUUAUAACACAACAAUA